UUCCUGACAGAGCACAUUGAAAUGAGAGAAAAAGAUUUAAAAAGGUAAGUUUUCUUCAUGGGAGGGAAGAAGUUACAGCUGGGCAAACAUUUUUGUAGUUGAUAAGGGAAAGAGGUGUUCUCUUAUUCUUGUCCGCGAGGCACCAUGUGCUAAUGAGGACUGAUAACCUCACAAAGAGUUAUUCUAAUCAAGUAGAAAAGAGUUGUCACUCUGUUAAUAGCAAUGACCUUUAUCAUCUGGGAAACUAGGUUUAGGUGAAAAUAAAGGGACCCAGAGCAAUAAAUUUAAGCCACAAUAUAAGGAGGGAUUCUAGCGUUUGAGAGAAAAAACAUUGAAAGGGGCAAAAAGUUGUGGAGCUGCUGAACUCCAUUGGCUUCCCAAGUUUUUAGAUGCCCCUCCCAUUUGAUCCCACCCCUUUAUUCAUCAGCUAAUCCCCCUGUGUCAAGACUGAUUACACUUUGGAUGAUCAUGCAAAUGUUGAUUGUCUUCUAAGAAAACAACUCUGGCUGUAGUCUAUUUGUGCGGCUCCAUUUAUCAGCAUGAGAAUGAGCUGGGAAGUAGACAGAUUCAAGAUGAUUUCAACAUCGUCUCCAGUAGCUAGCAGCAGUGAUGCUCAACUUGCAAUGCAAGACUGGGACAAUGCAUUGGCUUCUUCUCUUCCUCUUGCAAAAACCACCCCUCUUGACUUCAAACAAUCUCUCUACCGAAGAAACUCUUCUUCUCAGAGUAUGCAUUUGGAGGGUUCAUCCCAGGCUCCCAGGAUGAAGCGGUCAGUUCAUAUUUCUGAUGAUUCAGCUUGUCAUACCCAUGUCUCUACAAUUCAGGUCCAGGAUAUAAGAGACCCCAAGCUUGCUGAAGACUGCGAUGAAGAAAAUGCAAGAGAUAGUGACAAACAGCCAUCGAAGAAAAAAAAUUACCAAAGAUACCCCAAGCCACCUUACACAUACCUUGCUCUAAUAACCAUUGCUAUCCUUAAUUCACCAGAGAAGAAACUGAAGCUCUCUCAGAUUCUCCAUGAAAUUAGUGUUAUGUUUCCAUUUUUCAAAGGACAUUACAAAGGCUGGAAAGAUUCUGUCAGACACAACUUGUCUCUGAAUGACUGUUUUAUAAAAGUAUUAAAUGACCCACAACGACCACAAGGGAAGGGGAACUACUGGACAGUCGACGUUACUCGCAUUCCACCCGAAGCAUUAAAGCGACAAAACACAUCCGUCUCACGACAAGAUGCAAGAAAGUUUGCAGCCAGUUCAACUGCUUAUAUCCAAGGUGGGAUUGCCAGCCUCAUGGCUUCUGAAGAUAGCAGCAAAGCACAGCCAGUGACUGACUCCCCUUCUGGAUUUGAAAUAACCCCUCCACAACAGGGUGGCAGCAGGUCGGAUGAUGCCUUUUCCAUUGAUACGUUGUGGAAUAGCCUGGAAGCAUCUCAUUCUGAAAGGGAGAGAAGUUAUUCAAAGACCUCUCAGUGUGAUCUGCAAAGUAAGCCAUCAAAUGAAAACUCAACACAAUUGGGAAGGUUGGACUUAGACACUUGGCAUCCUCAUGAGGCAGUAUCUGAGAGCCCACAGGCUUCUUCUUCAUUCUCUUUCUCUCAGAGUGAUCAUCGCAAGAACCAAUUUCCCUCACCCUUAAGCACUUCAACUUCAAGUUCUUCCUCCACUGAAGAUGACACCAACUUUUCACAACGAGAAUUCCCUCAUCGGCAUGAAUCCAAACGGCUGAGGUUAUCAAUGGAUUAUGGCGCAUCUACUCCUCUCUCGCUGCUAAACAACCAUUGCACCAGUUAUUCAGAACUUCCAUUCAGGCCUUACAUGCCCUGGGAGUUGCCAACGUCUUACACUAAAUAUCCCCCUCCAAAUGUAAUUGCACCUCCAAGUAUGAGUCUACCUUAUUCCACACUUUUUCAGUACAACAGCCCUUCAAAUCUCUUCUAUCCGUAUAGACCAACGCAGUUCUUAAACCCACCCAACUGGCCCUUUCUACCUGAUCCACACUCUUUGCCACCUUUACGUCAACCAUUUAUAUUUGAUCUGGACAGAAUGCUGCAAGUUGUCCCACCAAACAAGAGUGUUUUUGAUACUGUAUUUCAUCAGUUUUACCCAUCUAAUGUGGGCACUGGAAUGUCACCCCAUGUGAGCAAUGUGGUAAGGGCUCGAUACAUGCCAUUUGAUAACUGAGUGCCCAAACUGUGUGCAGUUACAUGGAAACUUUUAACAUUUUUAGUUUGGACUUUUAAGUGAUUUAUGUGCAUUGUUUACAUUCAAGGAGCUAUCGUAGAAAUAAUCAUCUCACCCGUCCUGUGUUUUGUGACUGUAAACGUUAGAUAAACAAUGAUUUUCUUCUUUCUACACUAUUUUUCCCAAUGUGCCAAGCUUCCUCCAUCUUUCCAUCAGGUGUUUUGGGAGUAUUGUUUGCACGGACUCUACAAGUUUAUUGAAGGAAGUAAGCACAGUCUGUUGGGAUGAUCUCUUAGGUGCUGUUCCCUUGGGUCAGAGGUAUUAUAUAAUUGGCAUCAGUAUGCGUGUGAAUGAGUGAAGAGAAAAUUGGCCACAAUUCCCACAUUCCCAGCUGUGAUGUGGCGGAUAUUGAGCAAUUUUGGGAUUGUGCCUGGAUGUGAUGCUCCUGUAGUUGAAUUGCAUCAAAGAGUUGACGUUUUCAUUUGGGAACCAUCCAUUAAUGACACACUUCAUAGCAGACUGUACAACUAGGUAUUGACAAAUCUCAUUUUUUACAUCAUCCUCAUCGCCUCCUAUUGUACCCAUAGUUUCAUCUCUCUGUUUGAAACACUAACUUGAACAAAAGUUAGAAAAAAGUUGUUUUUGAGGUCAUGUUUCUGUUCCUGUUCCACACCAUCUAUUAAAUUCUGGCUCAUAAUUGAACUGUAUGACAGCUAUAAGCCUAAAUAUAACUUUAAAAAAAAUAGAUUCUGAUAGCUCACCCAUGCUUUACAAACAGGAGUACAUUGGGACUAUUCAGUUACACAGUAAUGUUCAAAUUACACAUUAACUCCAACUGUCUGACUUUUGAUUCUACAAUUUAACCAAAGGUUUAGGCAUCUCAGUCUUGAACAAUGCCAUCACCUGUUUUAGUAAAAGGUGCUACAUAAAUGCAAGUUAUUGGUUAGUUUGGAAGUUUCAAAUAGUCUGAAAUCCAGAUGCUUCUGGAAGCGAGAGUUCUGUUAACUCUGGAGUAGAAACAAAAUGCCUCCUGAUUUCGCUCCACAGUAGUCAUGCUCCAACAUUAAGAUUGUUGCCCAUUAUCCAGGAUCCUCUAUCAGAGAAAAUAAAAGUCUCUCUAUCCAUUGCCACUCAACUAUCUAAAAUGAAAGGAAUAUAUGUGAGGUUAUGCAAACAUCAAUGUAAUUUAAUCCUUUCAGGGCUGAUAUCAUUCAGUGGUUUCUGCUCAUGGUGCCCUGAACAGAAUAUUGAAAUGCUAGGAUUGCCACCUCCUGGAUUCUUUUGACAUCUCCAGGAAUUAAAGUUUUUAUCAUUGGGAUACUGUUGUGGGUUGUACCAGCACAACAACCAGAGUCACUGUUACUUGGGAACAUCUGAAAAGUACUUUCUAAAGUGAAUUCCUUCGGAACUGCAAUUAUUCUUCUGUUGACAAAUGCCAAAGUAUUCUGCACCAGCCGUGAGCUGAAUGACUGACUAAUCUGCUUUUGGCAUCUGGACUGUGAUCUAGGACGUGAGGGGAAUGCUUCAAACAGUGCCUUAAAACAUUGAACAAAAUCUUGAUUGGAGAAUGUAGCAUCCUUCAGCAUGUUUGGCUCAGAAAGUUGCAUAACUACUAGUUUAUGGAUUUGAACUCAAACCUCUGACCCAAAGCCGUGCCAAUAUAAUGGUGAAAACCCCUCACAGUUUGCCUCAUUGGCUUUAGACUAAGAAUGGGGAGAUAAAUGGAUCCUGUGGUGUUCUGGCUGCCUCGUUACUUUUGCUGGGAAGUGUAUGCACUGGUUGAGAGUAAUAUUUCUAAUGAGAAAUUGCAUGGUCUCAAUAACUGAAAUAGUAUUUGUUAAUAACUU
Chiloscyllium plagiosum (whitespotted bambooshark) is the source of this 4021-nucleotide messenger RNA. The record is from RefSeq and is a predicted model, not a curated record. Lineage: Eukaryota; Metazoa; Chordata; Chondrichthyes; Orectolobiformes; Hemiscylliidae.